Siniperca chuatsi (mandarin fish) is the source of this 4678-nucleotide messenger RNA. It is a transcript of the gene prkacba, whose product is annotated as protein kinase, cAMP-dependent, catalytic, beta a. Lineage: Eukaryota; Metazoa; Chordata; Actinopteri; Centrarchiformes; Sinipercidae. Gene Ontology annotation, molecular function: ATP binding; cAMP-dependent protein kinase activity. Gene Ontology annotation, cellular component: cAMP-dependent protein kinase complex; nucleus. The record is from RefSeq and is a predicted model, not a curated record. Gene Ontology annotation, biological process: peptidyl-serine phosphorylation. The transcript has 10 exons. Bases 260 to 1402 code for a protein of 380 amino acids.
AAACAAUGACACCAUUUGCAUGGGAGACCAAUAAGUGUUUUCAAAUGACACCACACAGAAAAAGCAGACAUGCAGUUGGCCACUGAAACUGAAGCAGCAGAGUACUUGAACAGGAAGCUUAACUUUAUGUGGUUAGCCAAGCAUUGCAGUGCACUUGGCUGCAUACAGGAAGCUAGUAUCACUCAUUGGUCUUCAGUCUGAAAGCGGUUACGUGUGCCUGUGAGCCUUUUCACUCACGCAUCAAGAAAUUUGUCUUAAAAUGGCCCAGGGAAAGGAUCAAUCCUUCGCCAGCCGUAUUUUCCACAAAUAUCGUAAGAGUAGCCAAGACAACAAAGGACAGGAGAGUGAGGUGCCUCGUAUCUCUGAGUUCACCAUCAUGUGGGAUAAGUUGAUGAAAGAGUUCUUAGCUAAAGCCAAAGAGGAUUUUUUAAGAAAAUGGGAGUGUCCACCACAGAGCACAACGGGCCUGGAUGACUUCGAUAGGUUCAAGACUCUGGGCACUGGCUCAUUCGGGCGAGUUAUGCUUGUGAAACAUAAAGAAACAAACCAGUUCUACGCCAUGAAGAUCUUGGACAAACAAAAAGUGGUGAAGCUGAAGCAGAUAGAACACACACUAAAUGAAAAGAGAAUACUACAGGCCGUGUCCUUCCCCUUCCUCGUCAGAUUGGAGUACGCUUUCAAGGACAACUCAAACCUCUACAUGGUGAUGGAGUAUGUGCCCGGUGGAGAGAUGUUCUCACACCUCAGACGUAUUGGAAGGUUCAGUGAACAUCAUGCAAGAUUUUAUGCAGCUCAGAUAAUACUCACCUUUGAGUACCUUCACUCCUUGGACCUCAUCUACAGAGACCUGAAGCCUGAAAACCUGCUCAUAGAUCAACAUGGGUAUAUCCAGGUCACAGACUUCGGCUUUGCCAAAAGAGUAAAAGGCAGGACCUGGACAUUGUGUGGAACUCCUGAGUACCUGGCUCCAGAGAUCAUCCUCAGCAAGGGCUACAACAAAGCUGUGGACUGGUGGGCACUUGGAGUCCUUAUCUAUGAAAUGGCUGCUGGUUACCCUCCCUUUUUUGCUGAUCAGCCUAUCCAGAUCUAUGAAAAGAUUGUGUCUGGAAAGGUACGAUUCCCCUCUCACUUUAGCUCCGACCUGAAGGAUCUGCUGAGAAACCUGCUCCAAGUAGACCUGACAAAGCGAUUUGGCAACCUGAAGAAUGGUGUAAAUGACAUAAAAAAUCACAAGUGGUUCUCCACAACAGACUGGAUUGCCAUAUAUGAGAGAAAGGUUGAAGCCCCCUUCUUGCCAAAGUGCAGAGGACCGGGAGACACAAGCAACUUUGAUGACUAUGAAGAGGAAGAGAUCCAUGUCUCACAGACAGAAAAGUGUGCAAAAGAGUUUGCUGAGUUCUAGUGAGUGGGCAAGAGUCCCAUCAGGGCUCACAUGUUUUGGGAUAUUUGCACUUAACUUGGGUUAAGGUGGAACUGAGGCCGUCACAUGUUCAAAACAAAUGCCUCGUUCCUUCAUUCCACACAGCUGAAUGAGGUCCUUCUUGCCAUGAUCCUGCGUGCAGCAGCACUAACCUAUACACGGGCACAUUAUGCAGACACCCCUCGUGCUGCAACACAAAAAUACUAGACCACGUUCUCAUAUUUUGUCUUUUUUCUUUAGUUUUUUUAUGUUUUGCCACUUUUGAAUAGCCUCUCUCCUCCUCAUUUCAAUUCAAAUAAUAAUUUGAAAAGCAACAUGAAAACUAAUAUUAUGCCCAUUUUCAUGUGGCACAAAGAGUGGUUGAUUGUAUUGCACAUAUUGUGAUUUAAGCUUUGUGGAAAAUAGAAGGGAUUAUGUUUUUUGAUUCAAAUUUCUAACAUUGAGUUUUUUCAGUUAUCUGUCAUCUGUUACAUGCCUGAGUGUGUUUUAGGGUUUAGUUUAUUAUUCAUUAAUCACGAACACUUUAUUCAUCAUUCUGGUGUCCUUAAGACCUAGAACCGUCUAUUUGUGCAUAUAGAAAUAUACAUAUAUGAGACAUAAGAUUUUCAAACACUUUUUGUUGUUAGAGCAUGACCAAAAUUCAAACAAAGAUGAUGUUUAGUGAAGGAAAAGCGACAAUGAUUACUUCUUGAAGAUUCUGAGUUUUAGCACUCGGGCAUUCAAUUCUUGAAGAGAUGGAUUAACAGUGACAAGUGUUAUUAUGGGGCAGAAACUUGUCAGUGCUGUAUUAACUGAUCAACUGUAGCAUUGUUUUAUCCAUAUCUGGUCACAGGACAUUUCCUUUUACCUCAGUCUAGGUGUGGUGUUAAAUGAAUGGAAUGAGAUGAGAUAUUUUUCAGGUACAACUCUGUUUCACAAGGAAGGUAAACUGAAGGGGUUUGAGUAUUUCACUCCACACAACAGGUCAUCUGUACUUGAUACUUCCAGAAAUGUAUGAUUUGCAUUGACAUGGCAUUUUAUAGCUGAAAGGUCAGUUUGUUAGAUUUUCUUGAGUAUGUUGUUGUGGGUGAGAAGCAGUGUAGGUCACAUGGACACAUUUUGUCCAUUUGGGGUUGGUUUUCGAUUUUGUUUUUAAAUGCUAAUUGUGCUUUAGCAGAGCACUUGGAAGUCAUUGUGUAACUGCCAUAUUUGUUUUAUUUUCAUUUUUACUUUUGCAUGUUUGUUACGUUUAUACAGCAGUGUCACAAAAAGCUAAUAGUUCCCGGAAAGUGUUCCCAUCUUCUUUUUUUUUUUUUUUUGGUUGUUUUGUUACCUUUUUUAAAAAAAUUGUUUCAUAGCCUGGGACAUUGAUGCAUUAGACAGGCAAUUUUUAUCUGAGUGACAUAUUCCUCUGCAUAAUCCCGUGAAAGCAAAACAAAAUCAUUAACCAUGAAAUAAUAACAAAAAACUGAAAUAUCAUAACCUUAAAGUAUUCAUUCAUCUUGGUCACUACUUGGUUGAAACAUAUACUUACCUCAACUAUAGCUUGUAGUCUCUUUGCAUCAUUUUUUUUAACAAUUUGUACACUGUGAUGGAGCAAUAUUUGCUCAUUCUUCCUCGCAAAAUUGCUCAGGCUGAGUCAGGUCAGUUAGAGGACGUUAACAUACACAAAUGUUGGUCUUGUUACAGAUUUUCAAAGGGAAUAAGAGUCUGACUUUUGAACAUUUUUUUCCUUGUAAACCACUCCUGUUAAAUUAUUGUCUACACAUAUGAAAUACAUAUUUUCUCUCCUCAAGAGAAAUAUAAGUUUUAUGAGGGAUUUUUCUAAACUGGGCACCAUUCAUUUCCCAUGAAUUCUGACACAUUGCCUGUCCUUGCUACUGAAAUGUAGUCCCUGCCUCCGCAAACUCCUCACCGGCGUGACAGGUUGUGUAUUUAACAAGUGAUCAUAGAAUCUGUUUGUCAAAGGUUCAGUACCUACAAGGCCAAGGUGUCCACUUGUUGAACUUCCAGAUGUCAGAAAAGCCCUGAUUGCUCCUGCCUCUGUGAUCCUUUGAUUCCCCAGAGGGAAGUUUGUCUCUGCCGUCCAUACGGAGGUCAGAGUCUGAGGUCAUUUCUGCAGGUCGGACACUCAGGGUUGUGGGGAAAUCAAAGUUUUUGCAUUUCACAAUAAUGUAUUUCAGUUUAACAUCUCUUAAGUCUUCUGAAGUUUUGAUCAUUAUUUGACAUGGUGCUCAAGUGUUUGUAGAUGAGAAAAAUGCAAUUUAAUCAAAUUCAACAAUCUUAGACAACCAAAUGUGAAAAAGGUUUGGGGACUGAAGGCUUUUUUUAAGGUACCGAUGUGCUGUAUAUGGAUAUUGGCAAUGCCUGAAUUUAAACUUUUUUUUCAUAUAUUGAGCACAUGAUGUGGCAUUUUAUUUAGCCCUAAUUUCAUUUCAAAAGGCACAAAUGUUUCGUAUGCUGUUUUUAUUUAUAUUAGAGCUGUCUAAUUAAAUUACAUUUUAAAUGUUUAAACCUGCAUAGUUCUCAGUAUAUAUAAGGAGACUCCAACUGUUCAAAGUGUUAUAAACAGUGAAUACAUUGGAUUAUUUAUUUGUACUUUUUUUUUUCAUUUGCCCUUAUUAAAAAUAAAACAUUUAUAGAAAUAAACAUAUUUAUUACCACAGUUAAUACACAUUAAUGCCUAUUUAAAAUUUGCCUUUUAAUUUAACUUUUUUUUUCUUUUUCUUAACCUUUUUUGUUUUAUUUCUUAACUUAGGAAAUUUAUUAAAGGGGAUCCAACAUUAUUUUUCCAGUUUGAAGGGGCAAACAGAAUGUAAUGGCAGAAUCAAUGACAUGUUUUAUUUGGACAAACUUUGAAAGCUUCACCUGGGGAAUUCAGCAUGUUUCAAUCCAAACUGCCUGUGUGUAAAUCUUCCCAGAAAGUGUGUAGGAAAUCCACAGCUCUUCUUAUGUGUCAUUUAUCCCCCAUGUGUGUAAUAAUGUUUGUCAUAUUUGAUGUAAAUGAUGGCACCUUUCCCUGAGCCACCUCACACUCCUGACUGAAGGAAAUCAGUUUAUGAGUUCUUUGUAGCUAGUCACACAUGCCAGUAUGGGAUCAAUAAUAUGAAAUGUGUCUGUAUUUAGUUUGUGGGAUAUUUUGCACAUCAUUUAGAAGGCUGACAUGUUUUUCCCACCCAUAUUUAUUUGUGUUUGAAUGGGGAAUAUACUUUGCUGUAGCAGAUUUUAUGUAACAAAGGAUAUGUCACUAUAAUAAAUUCUUUUUAUUAAAAAAAAUAA